Molecule: messenger RNA, 495 nt
Organism: Aureobasidium melanogenum CBS 110374
Lineage: Eukaryota; Fungi; Ascomycota; Dothideomycetes; Dothideales; Saccotheciaceae
Exons: 3
Coding region: 1-495 (164 amino acids)
Source: RefSeq, a predicted model, not a curated record
AUGCCUAUCGACUGGAAGAAGAUCAAGGCUUUCCUCUGCUGCGGCGACGAAGAAGACACCCUCUUGCUCAUCAGCGGACCGACUGAUUUCAAGCGCAUCAACGUUGAGCUCGCCGGCCUUACUGAGCAUGAACGUGAGCUCAUCAACAACCGCCCAGUCCCUGUCACCUAUCCCUUGAACACCAAGGAGUCUGAGGGCGACGCUCGUCUGGAGCGUGCUGUCGCUCACACCAGAAGCCUAAGCAACACGAUCAAGUCAGUCACCACCACCGCAAUGUCGACCGUCGGAGCUAAGAGCUCUGGAUACUCAGCACUCGCUAACGAGACUUCUUUCAUGAUGCAGCCCUUGAACUUCGAAGCCGCCGACUCUACCGAAAUAAGGCAGCUGCUGCCGCACAGCGCGGACGGCGUGAAGACCAGCAGCAGCAUGGAAACUGCUAUGGCGGGCUGUGAAGAGGACGACGACGAUGCCAGAAGCUUUGCGAUGAACAAGUGA